This is a messenger RNA of Prorocentrum cordatum, 2517 nucleotides long. NCBI's taxonomy places the organism in Eukaryota, Dinophyceae, Prorocentrales, Prorocentraceae. The record is from the annotation of a GenBank genome assembly.
GAUCACCCCCUCCAGCCGAUCAUCGCGGUGGACGCGUCCAGCGACGACGGCGCCCCGCUGGUCCGCCCCGAGAGCCAGGUCGGCGGCGACGAGGCGCCCCUGACCAGCCUGGUGCCCAACGCGCAGCGCCUGGCCAACACGCUCGCCAAGCUGGAGGCCGCCUCGGUGAAGGACGCCGAGUCGCGGCACACGGAGGAGCUCGAGCAGCUGGAGCGCUCCGCGCGUGGCAGCGAUGGCGGUGAUGACAGUGCUGCGCCCUCCUCGCCAGCAGCCGCAGCACGUCCGCCAGCAGAGCCAGGCACGGACUCCCUGGAUCCAGGCGGCGGGUUCGGCCAGUCGGAGCUCGAGGACCACCAGAGGCGCAAGUCGCUGGGGGCGCAGCUCGGCAGCAUCCCGCAGGUGCCCGAUUCCUCGGACGACGACAUCAUUCGCGACCUGGAGGAGGAGGCUCGCAAGCUGGAGGAGAAUCUGAAGUCGGAGGCCGCCGUUGAGGAAGCCCGCGCUCAGGAGGCUGAGGCAGCUGCACAGCGCAUCGAGGACGAGCGCGUGGCGGCAGAGGCAGAGGCGAAGCGCGUGCAGGACGAUCACAGUAGUUGGCUGAGGAAGCAGCAAGAGGAGUGGAUUCAGGAGCGCGAGGCUCGGCAGCAGGCUGCGAAGGAGCAAGUCGAGGAGAGGAUGAAGCAGUCUGUAGAUGCCGAGGAGAAGCAGAGGCAAGAAGCACGCGAGAUGAAGAUCAAGGCGAAGCAGGAGGAGAUUGUGAAGCGCUUGGAGGACAUGAGACAGAAGCAUGACGCUGCUCGGAAGUGCGCCGAGGCAAGGGUGGCCCAGGCUGCGCUCAAAGGCGAGGCGAGCACCGAGGUCGGCCCGACAGUUUUGGACACGCAGGCCGCACGUGAGGCAGGAGUUGACGUGGAACGUGCUGGAGGUGACGACGAUGGAGACGACAUCUUGAAGCAGUGCGACAGGCAGCUCCACAGGAGUCGGAGCCGCAGCCCCAAAUUAGCACUCGGCGGAAAGGGCUGGCUACAGGGCGACGGCGGUCAGACACCUGAGACGCAGCCCGUAGCACAAGAGCUUAGGGAACGCAUGGUGCCGCUUGCAGAAGCUACGAAGAAGGACCUCAUUGAUCAGAUCGAGGUGGAGACGUCCCUCAUCACCAAGGACAUCUGCGGCGGCGCCGAGGCAAAUGAGGCCUCCAUCGAGUUCGCUACCCAGCGCCUCGUGCAGCUGUUCAACUCAGAUUCGGUGCAACGACUUCACCAACUUCGUGCUGCAGAUCCUAUGUGGGCUUUGGAGCAGCGCAAAGCCACAGGCAUGAGUGACCAGGAGCAAGACGAGGAGUCCGCCGAGUUCUGGAAAGAGAUGCAGGGUAAGAACUUCUUCUUCGACCUGGACGAGUCGUCUUCAAAUCCAGCAGCGGCAAAGUGGAGGAGGGAAAAAGCCAUCAACGCGGACCUGGCUGAUAAGUACAAGCAGAAGAAGGGGUGGCCCGCGAAAGCGGACUUCAGGGCUGAGUGGUUGAAAGGUCAUUUCGAGAUCUGGAAGAAGAAGACGGAGUUCCGACGUGGCGACAUCAACGAGAAGACCGAGGCCAUGGACGGCCAGUACAUCUCGCUGGCUAAGAUCGUGAUGGAGGAAGGUGGUGGGUUGGCGGGCCUGCGCGCAGGCAUCAACUGGUGCCAGAGUUGCGUCAUGAUGGGCGGGGACCAGCUCGAGUACUGCUCGAAGUCCAAGCAGCUGAAGUACCUGCACGUCGUCCACAAGCUGAAGGACAAGUACAAGAAGGUGAUGGAGAAGUGGACUUCCUGGGUCAACGAGGAGCCAUCGCAGGCGGAGGCGAGGAUCGCCGCGGCAAAGGCAGAGGAGGCGAGCCAGGGGCAGCAGGGGCGGCCAGGAUCCGCGGCCGACGGGGCGGUGGCGCUCGCGGACGCAGCUGGCAGCGCGGCUGACGGGGCGGCGACGCCCAUGCCAGAGGGCGCGACCAAGAAGCGGAAGCACGGCCAGGAGGCGGCGGCGAGUGGCGGGGCGCCCGCUGGCGGGCCGCCCGCUACGGUGCUGAAGCCCAAGCCCAAGAAGAAGAGCAAGAAGGGCGCUGGUGACGGCGGAGACGGAGGCGAUGGUGGAGAUGGCGGUGGAGAUGGAGGCGGAGGCGACGGACCGAAGAAGUCGAGCAAGCAGCCGCCGUUCCUUCUGGAGUUCAAGAAGGCGAGCACGGUGAGCUCGAGCAUCAGGAGCGACAAGCUCUGGUCAUGGGCCCUCGCAGUGGUGAAGCUCCCAGACGGCACCGAGGAGGCUCUGACGAAGCCUUUUCAGGAUGCCCUCCAGAAGAUCGUGGGUGAUCCGCAGCUGGGCCAGCUGUUCUCGGUCGAGCUGUCCGAGUUCAAGCGGUCGGUUGACGAGGAUGCGUUCGAGCCAGCGCUGAAGAAUGCGAACCACAAGCUCAAGAAGCCUAUCGAGCGCCUGGCCAGCGAAGUGAGCAGGCUGCUCAGGCAGCACGCGGAGCGCACGAAGGAUUAG